Molecule: messenger RNA, 2169 nt
Organism: Galendromus occidentalis (western predatory mite)
Lineage: Eukaryota; Metazoa; Arthropoda; Arachnida; Mesostigmata; Phytoseiidae
Product: multidrug resistance-associated protein 1-like
Exons: 12
Coding region: 91-2169 (692 amino acids)
Biological process (GO): transmembrane transport
Cellular component (GO): membrane
Molecular function (GO): ATP binding; ATP hydrolysis activity; ABC-type transporter activity
Source: RefSeq, a predicted model, not a curated record
AUCUUGUAUUUCCUCGCUUCGUUCGUGUAUUUGGUCCCACCGUUCCUCAUUGGGAGCCUGGAUGAUUUCUUGAACAAGAAAAACCCGCCAAUGACAGAAGGUCUCUACAUCGUGGGAGUACUCUUAGCAUCCCAACAAAUAUUCUCGAUCUUGCGGUCGCACACUUUCGGCACCCUAUUCAAUGUGGGCAUCAAGCUCAAAUCGGGCUUAUCAUCUGCAAUAUACCAAAAGUGUUUAAGACUGUCAUCAAAGUCUUCGAAAGAGUAUCCGACCGGCGAUAUAGUGAGUUUGAUAACGAUCGAUGUCGACAUCAUCCAAUGGGCUAUGAUUCAGUCCAAUUAUGCCUGGGGAGCGCCCGUAUCGGUAGUAUUGACCUUCGCCCUCAUAUACCAAUACCUCGGGGUAUAUUGCUUGGCUGGGGCGCUUGCGAUCGUGGCAUUCACGCCCGUGAUCGUCCUCAUGACGAAAAUCGAGAGCGCUCUGCAAACGAAACACAUGAAGAAGAAAGAUCAGCGAAUCGAGAUGGUGACUGAGGUUUUCAACAAUGUCAAGGUCAUCAAAUUGUAUGCUUGGGAGAACUCUUUCAUGCAAAAAAUUCGCAAGCUCAGAGACCAGGAAUCCCGGCUGAUGUACAUUUAUCUCGGAGCUAGCAAUGCAUUCGGAUUCACUUGGAAUUGUUAUCCGUUUUUCGUUUCGACGGCGGCGAUUGGAGCCUACAUGUUCUUGAAUAAAGAAGGCGUCCUCAACCCGAAGAUCGUCCUGGUUUCGAUCGCAUAUUUCAAUUCUCUCAGGGACAAUCUGAUCACGUUUCCGUAUUCGGUCUCCUCGCUGGCCAAAGCUUUCGUCUCAAUGCGGCGGAUUCAAGACUUUCUCGAAGCCGAUGAAGUCGAUCCGAGCAUCAUUAAAGAAGAACUCGAAGCCGAUGAGGACAUCUCAUUCCGGAACGCCAGCUUCACUUGGGGAGAUGACGAGAAUCCCGUUCUGAAGAAUCUCAAUUUUUCCAUAAAGAAAGGGGAACUGGUCGCCGUCGUAGGUUCCGUGGCUGCCGGGAAAUCAUCGCUCAUCCAGGCGAUCAUCGGUGAACUCAUUCCCACCUCUGGGUCAGUCAGCCGGAGAAAAGAGCGUAAGAUCGGCUACGUUCCGCAACAAGCCUGGAUUUUGAACAGCACGGUACGGAAAAACAUCCUCUUCGGAUGCGCCUACGCAGCUCGAAGAUACCGGGAUAUCGUGAAGGAAUGUUGUCUGCUCCCCGAUUUGAAAAUCCUCCAAGCCGGUGAUUCGACGGAAAUCGGGGAAAAGGGAGUAAACCUGUCCGGAGGCCAAAAGCAAAGAGUCUCUCUUGCGAGGGCGGUUUACCUGGAUGCUGAUAUCUAUCUUCUGGAUGAUCCGCUCAGUGCUGUGGACGCUCACGUAGCUUACGACCUAUUCAAUGACGUGGUCGGCCCGAAAGGUAUCCUCAGCGGGAAGACGCGUAUUCUCGUCACCCACUCGGUCGCCGUUCUGCCCCAUGUAGACAGGAUCAUUGUCUUGGAGGACGGAGAGGUCACACAUCGGGGCACGUAUGAUGAGAUCAUGAGCCAAAACGUUCGCCUCAAGGAGCUCGUCGAGACACAUGCGAACACGGGCAGCGAGAACUCCGUCCACGAUGAGGUUUCACGAGGCAGCGACGAGCCGUCUACAAGAUUCCGAAAACGCACGCGGUCGGUCGACAGCGUCUCUUCGAAUGUCAGCGGCUGCGUAGAGCGCCAAAUGCCCGACAUUCCUUUCGGGAAACUCAUCGAGGAAGAAGAAAUGGAGGUUGGCGUGGUUCGAUGGAGAGUUUAUUUCGAGUUUCUGUGGCAUUUCGGUAUCAUCGGAACUAUCCUGGGGCUCACUUGUUAUGCCCUUUCCAAAGCUGCCGAUCUCUGGUCGCUUCUUUACAUAACGACCUACAGCAAAGAGAUAGAGAUAAAGAACGGAACUACCCCAGAGGACAUGUGGUCCCACAUGCAAAUAUACAUCGCCAUAGGAUCUUCCCAAGGCGUAGCGAUGCUGGCUGCCCUUACAGCCCUCUCGUUGGGCUGCAUCUGGACUUCGACAUCCCUCCACAACAAGAUGCUCGACGCGGUGAUGAAAGCUCCCAUGAGUUUCUUCGAUGCCACGCCAACGGGUCGAAUUCUGAACCGGUGA